This is a messenger RNA of Dicentrarchus labrax (European seabass), 2097 nucleotides long. It is a transcript of the gene cdkn1ba, whose product is annotated as cyclin-dependent kinase inhibitor 1Ba. Lineage: Eukaryota; Metazoa; Chordata; Actinopteri; Moronidae. Gene Ontology annotation, biological process: negative regulation of cell population proliferation; G1/S transition of mitotic cell cycle; regulation of cell cycle. Bases 160 to 849 code for a protein of 229 amino acids. The record is from RefSeq and is a predicted model, not a curated record. Gene Ontology annotation, cellular component: nucleus; cytoplasm. The transcript is spliced from 3 exons. Gene Ontology annotation, molecular function: protein-folding chaperone binding; cyclin-dependent protein serine/threonine kinase inhibitor activity.
UAACUUCUUCACUCACAUCGCUCUCCAACGCCAUGUUGCCUGUUUUGACUUAACUUGUUUUCAUCAGCAUUUACUACGGACUUGACAGGAGUGGCUUUCUUAAACCCCCCUUGCGCCUUUGGAGACUCUUUAUUCCACUUCUGCGCGUACGCGUUUUGGAUGAUACGCGCGGAGUACGCAUGCAUCAUCCCCGUGACUUUGCAUUUGGGAGGAAUACUACUUGGAAAUAGAAGUUUGAAAGGGUUUGGUUGUUGUUUGUGUAUUUUUUUUUUGCCCACCCUCCCCGCCCCUUGUCAUAUGUGCAACAAAAUGUCAGAUGUUCGCCUUUCUAAUGCGAGCCCGACAGUGGAGAGGGUGGAUGCGCGGCAGCCGGACAACGUCAGACCUCCGGUUCGCAGAAACCUUUUCGGCUCACCUGACCGAGAGGAGCUACGGAGGUAUUUUGCGGAUUCGAUUGAGGAAGGCGUGCGGGAUUUUAAGGAUGAGUAUAAUUUCGAUCCAGUCAACGACAGACCGCUCUCUCCGCGCAACUACGAAUGGCAGGAGGACCGCGACCCAGCGGAGUUUUUUCUCAGACCGCCUCACGGGAGCCAGCGGCCCGGAGAGGAACACCGGCAGGACGCCGAGGAGAGCGGUGCAAGGCGGUCGGGUCGCCAGCCGGAGAGAGGCGGCUCGAGGAAAAGAGGCUCGGGAGCUUCAGGUCCCUGCUCCAGCGAGUGUCAGAGUAAAAGGUCGCAUACCGACGGAGACGACGAUGAAGACUAUUCGGACGGUGCAGCAAGUCAGGCUGUGGUGAAAAGCGCUGAGGAGAGACCGAGCAGGGCGGAGAACAGCGCCGAGGUCCAGUGAAAAACAGUGCCAGAGCGGGGAGACCUGUUGCUGGUGGAAUACUGUAGCCUUUCUCGUCACCUGACAGAUGGGGAGAAAAUAUAAAAGCAGCCUUUUCCUAAAGAAGGGAGGAGGAGAGGCUUGCACAAGCACUGAAUAUGUACACUAUCAAGUUUUGGCACUCAUUUCAAUUAAAUUGCCUCAGAAGCAGCAGACAAUGUAGCAGUGUGCAAAUGGAUUUUUGCUCAUUUUUUUAUCUACUACCUAUGUUUCAGAUGUAGCACAUAAAAAAAAAAGCAUAUUAUGCUUUUCAUACCUUUUUUUUGUUAAAUGUAUUUGAAUAAGUGUGUGAAUUUGACUCGGGAAGUUGCAGUGCAAUUUCCAACAGAGAAAUAUUAUUUUGUUGUGGUCAUAUUGUGUCAUUAUUCAGGUAAUUGAUGUAAGUUAAAAAUGCAGAUUACAAAAGUCAGGGUUAUGUGGAAACAAAAUGUCUUCUUUGUCUUUCUUUUUUUUUUAUGGCUUUAUUUGUCCCAGUGUUAUAUAUCUUGUUGUUGAAGGCCCAGAUGGCCACACUGUAAGUUGAGGGUCCAUCUAACUGGGAACAGCCAUGACAGAUAAAGUUUACAUGCAAAUAAUGUCUCCUUAUUUCCCCAUUUUUAUUUCAUUUUAAAAAAUUUUUUAAAGGGGUUUUUGCCAAAGUUUGUGCCUUUUUGUUCUGGGGUUGAGGGGGUGGGGUGGGAGGGUUUUAAACUGCUGAGCAAUAUCCAACCAAAUUUUAACUAUUCGCUAAUAAUCCUAAGAAUUAGCUUUUAUUUUUAAAUUAGGUGAGUUAAUAUUUUAGUGGCUUCUAGGUCACAUAUCCCGCCCAUUGUAAUAAGUGGUGUAGUCCAGGUGAACAUAGAUCAAAUAUGUUAAAACCAGUGGGCUACUUAUGCAAAUAUGUGAAUCAAAGAUUUGUGGUGUGGAAUUCAUGUGGAACAUGUAAUUGCACUAUUGUUAAUUUCUCUUUAUAUUUUAUUUUUUUGAGGGCAGAAAAACAAAGUGACACUGCCUCAUUUGGUGUAAAACUUUGAAGUGUACCUGUUUGCCUUUUUUUUUUUUUUUUUUUUUGAAAAACACUGAAAAAAUUAUACUAACUUAUUUAUGUUGAGCUUUUUGUUGUGGGUGUAUGUACAGCUUCCCAAAGUGACAUUUUUGUAAAUAUAUAUUUUCAUUAUUGUUUUUAAGAUAAAUAAACUGUUGCAAAACUGAGCCUAAUAAUCGAUUUUA